Molecule: messenger RNA, 1157 nt
Organism: Coccinella septempunctata (seven-spotted ladybird)
Lineage: Eukaryota; Metazoa; Arthropoda; Insecta; Coleoptera; Coccinellidae
Product: acyl-CoA Delta-12 desaturase
Exons: 5
Coding region: 134-1105 (323 amino acids)
Biological process (GO): unsaturated fatty acid biosynthetic process
Cellular component (GO): endoplasmic reticulum membrane
Molecular function (GO): iron ion binding; stearoyl-CoA 9-desaturase activity
Source: RefSeq, a predicted model, not a curated record
UCUGGUACUUCAUUGUUCUAUUCCACAUUAACAUUUUAAUUAGAUCCUCGAUAACAGGAUAAAGUUUUAGUACAAGUCUCGCUUUCGUGGCGAUAACAAGCGGUGAAAACAUUUUUUUUUUCGAGUCGCCGACAUGGGUGAAAAAAAAUUAUCGACUAAGCGGGACGUGGAUUGGUUCUUGGCCCUCAUCCAGAUACACGCAGCCUUCGUCAUAGUCGUGGGGUUGCACGUUUGCGUUUUUCAAGCGCAGUGGAAGACUCUUUUUUUCAGUAUUUUUCUCUGCCUGUUCGGCAAUUUAGGACUGACAGCUGGAGCGCACAGGUUAUGGGCCCAUCAAUCUUACAAGGCGUCCAUAAAACUCAAAUUGUUCCUUGCACUAUGCCACACUUUGGCCGGAACUGGUUCCAUCUAUUCAUGGGCAAGAGUGCACAGACUCCAUCACAAACAUUUCGGAACUGAUCUGGAUCCUUACAACUGCAGUAAAGGCUUCUAUUACGCGCACGUGAGAGGAUUUUGCUUCAAACUGAGCGAAGCCCAGGAGGAAGCCUUGAAUGAAAUCGAUACGACAGAUUUGGAAGAGGACAAAAUCGUCAUGUUCCAACAUAGGUAUUAUUGGUAUCUGUUCGUGAUUAUAGCAGUUCUGUUGCCUGUGAAUGCACCAGUUGAAUACUGGGGAGAAACUAUAAUGAGCUCAGUGGCAAUCGCAGGCUUCAUGAGGCUUGCAGUCAUUUUCCAUUCCAACUUGUUGAUUGCUAGCGCCACCAAACUCUUGAGUUUAGCUCCAGGUGAAAAGUUCCCCAGUGAUACCAACCUGGCCUUCCUCUUCACCAAAACACACUGGAUCUCCUAUCAUUACAUGGCGCCCUUCGAUUACCAGACGGGAGAAUACGGGAAAUAUGGCGACGAUUGUCCCACCAUGUUCAUCAAAAUGUGCGAAGCCUUGAAUCUAGCCUCGGACCUGAAGACGGUGGACAGCGACACGAUAAGGAAGGCUCUCGUCAAAUCCGUAGACGAGAAGAAAAGUUUGUCGUCGACUCUGCACGAGAUGCAGGAGAUGGAACAGAAGAGGAAAGACAACAUUUUCAGACCGACGAAAUUUUUCUAGUCUCGAUAAAACUACGUGCUUAUUUUUUCAAUAAAGAUUUUUUAUUUUGUAA